AUGGUGGGUCUGAGUGUAAUACUUGAGAAUUACAGAGAUCUCUCAGAAAAGAGGAGCCCACAAGUCAUCAGCAAAGGAAUCAUCAGCAUGAUAAAGCAGCCGCCCCACUCAAAUCCUUCAUCUCCCACAUCGACAAAUGGGUUUUUCAGGAGGAAACAAAAUGUCUCUGAUCCCUCCUCUUCUUCUUCCUCUGCUUGUGGCUUUCUUGAGUGUUGUUUUCUCUGCAGGAAAAAGCUCUUGCCAGGAAAUGAUAUCUACAUGUACAAAGGGGAUACGGCAUUCUGCAGCGUGGAGUGCAGGUACAAGCAGAUCUUCAUGGAUGAGGAGGAGGCCAGUGCAAAGAGUAGUUGUACCUUAGAGUACAACUGCUCAGCACCAUCUUCGUCUUCGUCUGCUCGCACUGCAGGCAAAGGGCCGAGAAAUCGUGCACACGCUUUUGCUUAG
This is a messenger RNA of Striga hermonthica, 444 nucleotides long. The record is from the annotation of a GenBank genome assembly. Lineage: Eukaryota; Viridiplantae; Streptophyta; Magnoliopsida; Lamiales; Orobanchaceae.